Clunio marinus is the source of this 1239-nucleotide messenger RNA. Lineage: Eukaryota; Metazoa; Arthropoda; Insecta; Diptera; Chironomidae. The record is from the annotation of a GenBank genome assembly.
AUGGAACAAUUGGCGGUAUUUUUACAAACUCCUCCGUCGUGGUUAGACCAAAGUUUCUUUGAAAAAGUUAUUAAGAAACAUGAGAAUGAUCCAGACGGGCAAGUUAUAGACUUUAAAGUAGUUCCGGGAUCACAAAUCGGCGAUAAUUUUGCAAGUGCUGUUUUCCGCUGUUCAAUUACAUACAAAUCAAAGUAUACGAAAGAACCGAAAGUUCUUUCUACAUUUAUUAAGGUUCAGCCACAAUUUCCACCGGAAAUGUCGCAUUUCCAGAACGUUACAUUAUUUACAAACGAAAUCGAAAUGUUCUCUAAAGUGUUGCCUGAAAUUCAAUCACUUUGGACUUCAAUUAAUGACAAAGAUAUUCUUUGUCCGCAGUUGAUUUACCAAUCAACUGACCCCGCACUGGUUUUGAUCUUGAAAGAUGUAAGUGGCGAUGGUUUUGCAAUAACUCAGAAACCACCAGAGGAUUACGAAGUCUCUAAGCGAAUCUUUCGUCGAUUAGCCAAAUAUCAUGCCUCGACUUUCUUCCUUGCAAAUGAAAAGAAAUAUAAUUUUGAACACUUCAACUUCACCAUGAUUAAAAAUCCUAUGAUGCACGGAAUGUUCUCACAAAUUUUCAACGCGUUUUGUGAAAAUGCUAAAGCUUGGGAUGGAUUUGAAAAGUUCAUUCCACAUUUGGAAAAUUUUAAAAAAGAUUUGAUAGAAAAAACUGGAAAAGUUUUUACAGCAAAUACUGGCGAAUUUUCGUUCAACAUUUUGAAUCAUGCUGACUUUCAUCUUAAAAAUAUUCUGUUUAAAAAUAAGAGUGAUGGAUCGAUGGAAGAUUUUUAUAUCAUCGACUACCAACUUUGCUUUUACGGAACUCCAGCAAUUGAUUUAAUUUACGCUCUUUACUAUUUUGUUACGCCUCAGAAUCGUCUUAAAUACCGAGCCGAAUUAAUUGCAUUAUAUUACGAAGAAUUUGCUGAUUCAUUGAAGAAAUUUGGCUAUCUGAAGGCUCCACCAUCACUAAUCGACUUACAAGUUGAAUUAUUACGUAAUGGUUCAUUCGAAGUUGUUCUUGCAAUUUGCAUGAGUAUUUUCUUUUUCAUCGAUUUCGGAAAAUUGCGUGAGAUGGGAAUUGAUUUCAUCCCAUCAGCGCCAGGUGAAGGAAUGAAGAAAAUAUUUAAUAUUGUUGCUGGUUUUAAAGACAACAUUCUGCAGGAAUUACCACGAUGGUGUUACAAUGGAUUCAUUUGA